Molecule: messenger RNA, 1333 nt
Organism: Oryzias melastigma (Indian medaka)
Lineage: Eukaryota; Metazoa; Chordata; Actinopteri; Beloniformes; Adrianichthyidae
Product: histidine triad nucleotide-binding protein 3
Exons: 5
Coding region: 40-534 (164 amino acids)
Molecular function (GO): catalytic activity
Source: RefSeq, a predicted model, not a curated record
GUUGGGCUUCCCUGACGCCGGAAGCAGCUUCAGAAAAUUAUGGCGAGCGACGAAUCAGAAAAAUACGACGAAAGCUGCAUUUUUUGCCUCAUAGCCAAGAACCAAGACGAAGAAACUGAAGUCAUUAAACAGAAUGAGGAGCUGGUGUGUUUCAGAGACAUCUGUCCUGCUGCUCCUCAUCACUACCUGGUGAUUCCCAGAGAGCACAUCCACAGCUGCUGCUCGCUGAGCAGGGAGCACAUCCACCUCGUUGAGAGGAUGACUUCCAUGGGAAGAGCUGUACUUAAAGAACAGGGGAUUACCAACAUGGAAGAAGUGAGGCUGGGUUUCCAUCAGCCACCCUUCAUCUCAGUGGGCCACCUUCACCUCCAUGUCUUAGCCCCCGUCCGACAAAUCUCAACCUGCUUUGAGUAUAAAUUUACACCAGAGACCGAUUCUUUUGUCACUGUGGAAUCUUUAAGGAAGAAACUACUGAAAACUGCUCCACUUACUGGGAUCAGGUGUAUUUUUGGAAAAUGUUUCGGACUACCCUAAAGAGGAAUGUAUCUUUGAAGCAAAAUUGUGUUUUUGUUUCAAGUGAAUGUACUGCAUGACUCUUUUCCAAAUAUUUGCGUGCCUUAAAGAAAGUAUUCCUAUCAUGUUAUACAGACUGUGUUUAAAUUAUAAUGUUUGAUGCAACAUAUUUCAGGAAAUAAUAUUCCAAUUUAGAUCAAAUACCAAAGUUCAAUGCAUGAAUGUUGUUAUAGAAUCAUAUGAAACUGAUGUAAAUUCCACGAAGCACUGCUAUGAUAAUUUAUUUUUUUAAUAUGUGUUGAGCUUUAACUUAAAGUAUAAAUAAUUUGCUUUAGAUUAUAGUUCAUUUUCUCAAUAAAGGUCAAUUGAACCGAGACUUCCAACAAAGGAAAUCUUAUGGACGGAUCAAAAUAUGCCUCCAAAUGAGGAAUUACAGGCCAACUCCAUUGGAGGUUGGAGACUUUUGUUUUUAUUGACUGUUCAGUUUACAUGAUAGAGCUCCAUUCUUCAGAGCAAAAGGAGGAGCUCCACUCAUAUCACCAAGAGGCCUCUGGGAAAAACUUGAGACAAGCACACUAUUUUAUUUAUUUAUUUUUUUUUGCUGUUUUGUAACUGUAGCACUUUUAUUCCCUUUUCUGAGGGAUUUAUUUAAUUGUCUAAGUUAAGUUGAAGUUCAGUCUUUUAGAAAUGUAUUUACUGGAAUGUGCACGGAUAUUCAGGAACAUAAAAUCUUUAAUGUGCUGCAUAACAAAAUAAUUAUUUAAAAUUAUGUUUUGUGAAAAACUAUUGUUUUGAAGAUUAAACUAUCUAUCUGACUCUA